Messenger RNA from Topomyia yanbarensis, 649 nucleotides. Its product is annotated as achaete-scute homolog 2-like. The record is from RefSeq and is a predicted model, not a curated record. The transcript has 2 exons. Gene Ontology annotation, biological process: regulation of transcription by RNA polymerase II; developmental process. The coding region runs from base 1 to 447 and encodes 148 amino acids. Lineage: Eukaryota; Metazoa; Arthropoda; Insecta; Diptera; Culicidae. Gene Ontology annotation, molecular function: protein dimerization activity; DNA-binding transcription factor activity, RNA polymerase II-specific; RNA polymerase II transcription regulatory region sequence-specific DNA binding.
AUGGUUUAUGAUCCGCUAGGGUUGAUCGGAAACUUUCUGAUGUAUCUAAAAACCCUACUCCAGGAAAUAUGGCGUUCAGCUCAAUCGCCGUCCCAGCUGAAAUCGUCAUCACCAACCACCACCGUCACCUUCCAGCCGUACCGCGCCCACAAGCACACCACCCUCAUCGAGCGUCGCAAUCAGCGGGAGCGGGUUCGUGUGCGUGCCGUGAACGAAGCCUUCGCUAGACUCCGCCAGAUGGUGCCAGCGACACGAUCUUCGGCCAAGCGCGUUUCGAAAGUGAAAACCCUCAAGCGGGCCGUCGAGUAUAUUGCCGAGCUCAGCCGGCGCCUGGCCACUUUCGAGAGCAUCCUCAUCGAUUCUGCUGGCGGCGGGAUCAAAUCUCGAUCCCCAACCCGUAGAUGGAAGACGCUGCCGGUUAAUUACGAACCGUUUCAGCUCGAGUAAUUGCGGUUUAAAAUAUUGGUAAAUUAUAGAUGUUUAGUGCAGUGGAGUACGGGGGGAGGUAGAUUCGAGGAAAUGCUAGGAGGUGGAUCAGAAAAAAAGUUUCUCUCGUUCUGCUUGCCUCCCUUUUAAUUUUAAGCUCAAAUUUGUUCUAGUCAUUUUUUUUCUUUGUUUCUUUCACCGUGAUUCUGUUCUAUACGCUUCC